Pyrenophora tritici-repentis Pt-1C-BFP is the source of this 924-nucleotide messenger RNA. RefSeq names its product Trichoplein multi-domain protein. The record is from RefSeq and is a predicted model, not a curated record. Lineage: Eukaryota; Fungi; Ascomycota; Dothideomycetes; Pleosporales; Pleosporaceae.
AUGGAUACUCUGGAUGCACAGUCACCCCAAGUACCGCGUUGUCUCGCUUCUGUUCGAGCCCUUCGCCAACGCAAACGGGCUAUCUCCAAGCACCUAAGGGACAGAGAAGCGCAAAAUACUGUCCGGCGCGAACCGGCCAAUUGUGAGGAUGUGGAGCACACAGAAAUCGCCACCAAAACAUACAGUGCAGAACUGGAGGAACGACUUCACGACCUGCAAGCUCAACUGCAAUUGCACGAGGGCGUUCAUAGGGAGUUGAAUACUACAAAUGAGAGACGACGCAUCCUUCAGGAGCGACUGCGGGAGCGAGAACUUACUCUGGAGGAGCGAGAUUCUACCAUUGACGAGCUCGAUGGAAAGAUAUAUGCAUUAACAGCGAAAGAAAAAGUUCAAUCGCAAAAAAUCGAAGAGUUAGAACAGGACCUUAAGCGGGAAAUGUGGAACCAACUGGAGCUCAAUGAUGCUCACCUAAACCUCCAAGAGGAAUUGGAGAAUGCGAAAGCGCAGAUUCAGUAUCUGACGACACAGCUGAAUGCAGCUGAACCUGCGCAGCAAGUGUUCAAGGAUGAAACGGCAAUUCAAGAACUACAACACAUGCCACAUGAAGGUUUCGCGGCUUUCCAAAGUCCUCUGGCUACGACAUGUUUUGUAGAACCUACGGGUAGCGGGCAACCGAGGCAUGGCAUCAGUAUACCUGGUUAUCGAAAUAAAGCGGCUGAAAUAGGCUACAUAAAAGAAAAAUAUACUGCCGCGCUCGAACAACGCCAUGAUUCGCAUCAACCGGCGCUGCACUUUGGGGGCAAUACUCACAAGAUGGCGAUGGAUAAUGACAGCCAGGACACCACGUCAACUAGCCCCGAACUUGAACGCCCGUCAAGAAGCAGAGUGUUUUCAGUCCAGGAGCUGGUGGAAGAUUCAGUCUAA